Messenger RNA from Menidia menidia (Atlantic silverside), 4209 nucleotides. The record is from the annotation of a GenBank genome assembly. Lineage: Eukaryota; Metazoa; Chordata; Actinopteri; Atheriniformes; Atherinopsidae.
ACUUUCUGAGCCCUCAGCCGCUCGCUCCUGUUCACGAGCCGCAAACCGGUCCGGGGAUGUGGAGUACCGGAGAAUAGACGGACCCCACCGGCAACCGGAAAAAAAAACAGAUAAAUAGGAGUUGAGGAAGACUCUGGAGAGCGGUCGGUAACGGCGCCUUCAUAACUUAGGCGUCGUUAUGCAAUUUAACAUUUAACGCUUUCGGCGCUCGCGCCCGGUGGAGCUCGCCUGCUUAUGUUGUAGUUUGAGCAAAAAAAAAUGACGACCCCGACCAAAGUUAGGAGGGGAUUUUUGUUUCGACAGCACACCCACUCUGCAGGAUUUCUUGUUUCUUUGCUGGAAUUGUGGACGUGGGCAACUGGAUCCGGUAUGGACAACCUGUCUGACUUUGGUGGCCCGUGUCCAUCAGCCAGCAGGGAAUGGGAUACCAACAGCUGUGUGGAAGAUUUAAUGGACGAAGAUGAGAAGGACAGGGCAAAAAGGGCGUCCCGAAACAAAUCAGAAAAGAAAAGAAGAGACCAAUUCAAUGUGCUCAUCAAAGAGCUUUGCACAAUGCUGCAGGGUCAAGGCCAUCCACGCAAGAUGGAUAAGUCCACCAUACUGCAAAGGACUAUCGACUUCUUACAGAAGCAGAAAGACAUUACUGCACAGAAUGAAGUUUGCGACGUCCGGCAGGACUGGAAGCCCUCAUUCCUCAGUAAUGAGGAGUUCACACAGCUGAUGCUGGAGGCCCUGGACGGUUUCCUGAUCGCAUUAACUACAGAUGGAAACAUCAUAUACGUAUCUGACAGUGUAUCUUCACUUAUUGGCCAUUUACCGUCAGAUAUGGUGGACCAAAAUAUCUUGAAUUUCCUCCCGGAGCGGGAACACGGGGAGGUGUACAAACUGCUAUCAUCCCACAUGCUGAUGACUGACCCCAUUGCUGCUGACUUCCUUGAAAGUGAGGCACAUAUUGAGUUUUGCUGUCAUCUAGCCAGAGCAAACAUAGACCCAAAGGAGCCACCUGUUUAUGAGUAUGUCAAGUUUGUCGGGGACUUCAAAUUUCAUAACAAUGUGCCUACAUCUUCUUGUAACGGGCUCGAACUGACGUUACCCAGAAGUCUGCAGUCAUCGCUGGAGGAGCAGGUCUGCCUCAUCGCCACUGUUCGACUCGUCACGCCACAGUUUUUGAAGGAUUUGUGUAAUGUGGAAGAUCCUUGUGAUGAAUUCACAUCCAGACACAGCCUUGAAUGGAAGUUCCUCUUUUUAGAUCACAGAGCUUCACCCAUCAUAGGUUAUUUACCUUUUGAAGUUCUUGGAACCUCUGGCUAUGAUUACUAUCACGUGGAUGAUUUGGAGCUCAUAGCUCAGUGUCAUAAGCAGUUAAUGCAGUUUGGAAAGGGUAAAUCUUGCUAUUAUCGCUUCCUGACCAAAGGGCAGCAGUGGAUCUGGCUGCAGACCCACUACUACAUCACCUACCACCAGUGGAACUCAAAGCCCGAGUUCAUCGUCUGCACUCACACCGUCGUCAGUUAUGCUGAAGUGCGAGCAGAGCGGAGGAGAGCUUUCGGACUUGAGGAGCUUUCUCCACCAGAGAUCGCCCCCUCUUCUGUCAAGGCUCAGGAGCUGUACUUGGACAUCUGCUCCCAGCUGGACACUCCCAGGGACAGAAACAGCGGCGCACGUUCGGUGUCCUCCCACAGCUCCCGGAAGUCCUCCCACACAGCCCUGUCCGACUCUGCAUCGGUGAACUCGUACACAGAGGCCUGCACGCCUUCAUGGCAGUCGGCCGCCGUCGGACAGGAGAAGAUGUCUAACAGACACCAGCCCGGCGGUUCAAAGAAUUUGGCACAAAGACAAAAUUCCUUUGACCUUGUUUCCCAAAUGAGCCUCCCCCUUUCUCCUACCUGCAGCAAACACUCCACAAUGCAAUCACAACAGUCCCAGCAGACGCAGUCCUCCAUGUACCAGCUGCAGCAGCCUCAGCUCAGCGUGAUGAACCAGCUGAAGGAGCAGCUGGAGGAGAGGACGCGCAUUCUGCAGGCCGACAUUAAGACGCAGCAACAGGAGCUGCACGACAUCAAGGAGAAGCUUCAUCUCGCUAAUCUACAGAUGUUGUUACAGCAGCCAAUCCACAAUAACGAGUUUGGCCAGGCCCAGCCUCCUCAGCAGCAGGGACCCGGGAGACCGGCCCCGCAGAGCCAGUCAGGAGUCAUCAGGCAGCCGUCUGGCCACCCAAAACCAGCCGCCUGUGGGGCCCAUAGCUCCUCCCCUCACUCUGUACACAGAGAAAACAGCUCACCAUCAACGCAGGUCCAGCAGCGGAUUGCUCGGAGUGGGCCGGCCCAGUCGACUAACACCAGGCCUCAGCAGGAGGCCAACCAAAGACACACCGACACCCAGCUCAGCCAGGACGGACAGUUGCGAAUGCUCCUGAACCAGCCGAUGCAAACGUUAGUUCCCACUAGCAGCGUCACCUCUCAGCCUUCCCAGUGCAACAUGGGCAUCUCCCAAACCCUAUACACCCUGGCCCAGCCCCUCAUCGCCCCCCCCUUCUCCGUGCAGCAGGUCAACUGUAACGCCGUCCUGGUGCCCUCGCCCGUCUUCACGUCGCCCAUCAUGAUCCCACACAACAGCUUCAUCACGCACCAGUCCCAGUCGGCCUACCACGGCCCGCCCCAGAACUCCCAGCAUGCCCUGCAGCUGCAGCAGCCGCAGCAGUUCUUUCAGAUGAGUCAGGGACUCGUCCACGGCGGCUCGGCGCCGGCUUUCCUUCACGCCGCCAACGUCCCGCAGCAAAGCACCCUGGGAUACAUCCAGCAGCAGCCGCAGCCUCCGGCGCCGCAGCUGCCCCUGAACGCACCGCCGCCCCCCCCCCAGAGGCCGUUUCAGCAUUCCCAGAACCAGCCCGGCGCCGACUUCAGGAACCUGCUGACCCGGUAACCCCCGGAAACGCCGUCCGGACGCCAAAACGUGACGUGAAGUCGCCUGAAAAAAAGCGAGAAGGCAGGGCCGGCGCCCGUCUCCAUGGUAACGGCAGAGGCCGCUCUGACUCCGGGGGAGAGACCGGGGGCGCCGCGCCUCCGUCCGGAGGCCGCGAGACGUUCAGGACAGUCGGGAUUAUCGGCGCUCCGAAGAUGCGGCUUUCACACGCCGACGUCUGGAAGUUCCCAUUUUACGGAGUUUGGCUUUUUUCAAAGUGUCUGCUCGCACCUUGGUCCCACUUCUCCCCAAAAGUACAAAAGUAUGAUAUUUAUUUUCCCGUGGAUUCACUUUCUACUCUGCUCGGAGAGAUUACUUUGUGGAUAUAAAGCCAGACAUUCCUCCUCCCCACCAACACCCCCUUAUUUUAGCUUCCCCUCUGGGUCUGAAAUACUGAUUUUGAUGAUGUUCAUGCUGAGGUGCGUUCAAGUGCAGUACGAGAGAUGACCAUCAUAUCAAAAAUCAGGACUGGAAAGCAUUUAGAAGCGACGCGAGAGUUUUUUCUCAUUACUAGAAAGCGCAUCUAGAUUUUUAAAGCCUCAAUCCGGGUCUGAAGAAGGGGUGCUGUAGAUAAUGAGCGCGUGUCGUGGUGUGAGGAGGCGGGGGGGAAAUGUGCCUUCAGCCGUGACGCGUUCACGGUGCAGUUUGAUGGUUUUGUCUGAUUAUGGCUUUAAAAAUCCAGCUCAGGUCCAUUUGGAAUAUAAAAGGUCUAUUUUCAUAAGAGCCUAAUUUUUUAUUUUCUGCAUCAGAUUGAAAUAGAAAAAGUCAUCUAGAUUUGUAGCCGAAAUAUAACAAAUACAGAUAUAUACGAGUGUGUAUAUAUAUAUAAUAUAUGAUAUGCAGCCUUUAUGUCCAUUAAAUCCCUCACGUCUGAACUUUAGUAAUAACAUUUAAUUGGUAAAAUUCACUUAACGUGUUCUUAAACCCUGUUGAAACUAUUUAUUUUAUAUCAGAGACAUAAAUAUAUUUAAUUCAAAUGAAAUGAAAGAAACUAGUUCACACACCAAAGUUAGAGAUGGUUGAGCUCCUUUGGUCCCGUCGUGUUUUCAUAGAAAUAUCACAAUCAGAGAAAGUCCAGCAGAGAUGUUAAUAUAUAGGAAGCUGAAACAUGAUCUGGAGUCCUAAACCUAAAUAUAAUUAGAUUCAAACACUCACAUGAAGACACUUUUAGGAGACAGACGUUCACACAAAGCCACAACCGAGUGAGCUCCCCUAAAAAAAACAGUUAUCAGAUGUUUUAUUCACCCU